AUGUGGGGGGGCGUCUGCUGGCUCGUGGCCGCCUUGCAGGUGGGGCUGGGGGCCGCCUGGGGGCCGCGGGCAGGUAAGUGGCCCCGGGGGAAGGGGCUUGGGGGGCUGGCUCAGUGGGGCAGCCUGCCUGCCUGCCUGCCUGCUUGCUGGGGGGCAGCAGCUGCAGCCCCUGGAGGGGCCCUAUCCUGCCACUCUGGCCUGGACCUCCUCUGCUAGGGGAGAAGGGAAGAGCUCGCUGGUGUCCCUGGGAUGGAAAGACAAAAAGGGAACUUUAAUCUGCAUUAAUUCCUGGUUUUAGGAUUCCUGGUUUGGGAUUUGAAAUCCUCCAGAGGCUGAAAGUCCCUCCAGGGAGAUGGUCCCCCCCCCUUUUCCCCUUCUUCUUCUUCUUCUUUCUCUCUCUCUCUCUGGAUGGGUUCCAGCUUUUGAGCAUUACCUCUGAGGAUCCGAAUGCGGGUUAUGCAAUCCAGAUCUACGUCAGCUGUUCCCAAGCUUUUUUGGGCCGCCGCCCCCUCAGCUCCACCAACUCAUCCCCUGUGCCCACUGCCCUAUAAAAAGCAGUAUUCUCAAGAGCGGUUUGCAUAACCCACGAAGAAGGAUAAUCACACGACUGUAGCAUUGGAAGGGGACUAAAGGGCCAUCUAGUCCAACCCCCCGUGAUGCACAAUAAUGCCAUGAAAUUCAAAAUGGUUGCAAUUAUUCAAAGUCCAGUUAAAGAUUAAAUCAGCAGAAUGGAUGAUCUUAGUGCUGCCAGCUUGCCAAAGCCUGAUAGGGGCAUGGACACGUCUUGCCAAGGGUGCCUGGGUGUCGCAGAGCUGCUGCCAACAAACUUCCAUCUCUUUCAGAGCCCAGUACAGCCAACUGGUCAGCAGGAUCGGACCCUCCCAGCCCCAGCCCUCUGACAUGGACCACGCCACUCCCCAGGUCAACGGCCAGCAGUGGGGCUGCUGCCCCAGGAGAGCAGGGUAAAGCUGAGCGGCUCUUUGCUUGGGGGUGAGACUUGGGGGUGCAGUUAGAGGAAGCCUCCCUAGCCUGGGGGCCAUGCAGUCGUUUCACACUACAACUCCCAUCAGCCCCUGCCUCCUGCCUCCAUGCUGGCUGGGGAUCCUGGGAGAUGUAGUCCCAAACACAGAAUCCCAGAGGCCAUCCAAUCUCCACUUAAAAACUUCCAAGGAAGGAGAGCCAACAAUCUGCUCCACCGUCAAACAGCUCUUGCCCGUAGGAAGUUAUUCCUAAGGUUUAGUCGGAAUCUCAUUUCUUGCCAUUUGAAGCCAUGGGUUCGAGUUCUGCCUUCUGGAGCAGCAGAAAGCAAAAAUUUGAAGGUGGCUCUCACGUCCUCUCUCUGCCUCCUCCAGCAGAGAUGCUCCCCCCUUUGGUUUCAUCAAACCUAACACAGGUGAGGGGAACCUUUGGCCCUUCCCCUCUUCCCGAACUACAACUCCCAGCAAGCACAGCAGCGGGAGUUGUAGUUCAGCAACGCCUGGAAGAGGCUCUCCAGUGUUUGAAAUUCCCUUUCCCAUGGGGGGGGGGGUGUCUUGCUGUCUUCUGACUCUCUGUGUUCCCGCAGAGCCCCCCGCCUGCAGGGGAGAGGAGGACUGCCCCCCUUGGAGCAGCUGCGAGGAGCAGGCCGGGCGCAACUCCUGCCGCUGUGGGCUGGGCUACCACCUCAGCCCCACCCUGGGCUGUGUGCCAGGUAAGGGGGCAGAGCUUGGGUUCGGGGUUCGAAUUGUGUGUAUGGGGGUGAGUGGGCUGGCCUUUCUGAGCACCCUUACGGAGGGAGCGCGGAGCAAGGGCCCUCCUUGAUUGAUUGAUGAUUGAUUGCCUUUAUAUUCCACCUUUUUCUCCAAAUAAUAAUAAUUAUUUAUACCCCGCCCAUCUGACUGGGUCUCCCAGCCACUCUGGGCGGCCUCCAACCAAAUAUCAAAAACAAUACAGCAUCAGACAUUGAAACUUCCCUAAACAGGGCCACCUUCAGGUGUCUUUUAAAAGUAAAAUAGUUGUUUAUUUCCUUGACAUCUGACGGGAGGGCGUUCCACAGGGUGGGCGCCACCACCAAGAAGGCCCUCUGCCUGGUUCCCUGUAACCUCACUUCUCUCAAUGAGGGAACUGCCAGAAGGCCCUUGGAGCUGGACCUCAGUGUCUGGGCUGAACGAUGGGGGUGGAGAGGCUCCUUCAGGUCUACUGGGCCUUUGAGGCCAUUUAGGACUUUAAAGGUCAGCACCAACACUUUGAAUUGUGCUCGGAAAACGUACUGGGAGCCAAUGUAGGUCUUUCAAGACCGGUGUUAUGUGGUUUCGGCAGCCACUCCCAGUCACCAGUCUAGCUGCCACAUUCUGGAUUAGUUGUAGUUUCUGGGUCACCUUCAAAGGGAGCCCCACAGAGAGCGCAUUGCCGUAGUCCAAGUGAGAGAUAACUAGAGCAUGCACCACUCUGGUGAGACAGUCCGCAGGCAGGAAGGGUCUCAUCCUGUGUACCAGAUGGAGCUGGUAUAACAUUGCCCCCAGCUCCCAGCCCCUCAAGACGGUCCAGAAGGCUGUUAUGGUUGAUGGUAUCAAAAGCCACUGAGAGAUCCAGCAGAACUAGGAAACGGCUCUCACCUUUGUCCCUAGCCGCUCCAAAGAGCUGAAGGUGACUGCCUCUUAAUCCCCCCAACAGCCCUGCAAGGUAGGCUAGGCUGAGAGAUUGUGACCGGCCCAAGGAGCCAGCCCCUUCCUGCUGCUUAAGUCCAGGGGUCAAGUAAAGUCACAGAAAGCCAAGGGGGUCUCUGGGAUCAUAGAACCGGAAUUAACAGUUGGGAGGGCCCUCCAAGAGUCAUCUAGUCCAACCCCCUGCAAGGCAGGAAUCAGCUAAAGCUGAAGGCUGAAUGUGGGCCUUGCUGCUUACACUCACAGAAUUAUUGUAGAGUUGGAAAGGCUCCCAAAGGUCAUCUAGCCCCCUCCGCAAAUAAGAUAUUUUACUAUUUUAUCACUUGCUGCUUCCCUCCCUGGUCUCCUUUGGGAGGGCGGAUGAGUUUAAAUGUAAAAUGCAAAGAAAUAAUGUCCUGUAGGGACCUCUGGGACAGACUCUCCUUCCCUGGAGGCUUUUAAGCAGAGGUUGGAUGCCUGUCUGUCAGGGAUGCUUGAGCGGAGAUUCCUGCCUUGCAGGGGGUUGGACUGGAUGACCCCUGGGGGUCCCUUGCCAUUUGACCAUUCGAGGGUUCUGUGAAAAAUCGGGAGCAUCAGGGAGGACAACUGAAGGACAGGCCUGCGGCUUGAGAUGGAGGGGAGAGCGAUGGCCUCACCUGUCCUCUAGAGGGCGACGGUGGUCCUCUCCUUUUCUGGAUGGGGGAAAGGGAAGUUUGGAGAAGCUGCUUUUCCUCUCUCUUGUGGGGCUGCAGAGGCUCCCCCCCCCAUUUCCUCUGCCUCCAAUGGGCUCCCCCUCCUGGUGUGGAGAGCUGGGCAUACAUGGCGUUGGCCACAAUCCACACCUCUCCUGCGGAUUCAUGAGAAAUAAGUGUUUUGAGGUGCUUCCCCCCCAAAAGCCACAUCCAAUCUGAUUUGAAAAUGUCAGCCAUAUGAAGACCCCUGUGCCCCCCUCUCCACCCACGGGGGGGGGACGGGGGGGGCGGGACAGACAGAUGGACGGCAAAUGUGUCCAAUGACAGGGAAAUGCGGUGGGGAAAGGGACCACGAAUGGGUGCGCAGCCUCAUUCUGCAUGUGGACCCUUGGGCUGCAGCCUCUCCCCCCCCCCCAUAAAUAUCCCCCCACACUGACGUCCGCUUGGCUCCAUUUCAAAGGAUGGGGGGGUUGGACUAGAUGACCCCUGGGUCUCUCCCAGCGCUACGAUUCCGUGAGCAGCCUUUCUCCAGCCUGGUUGAAAAGGCAGCAUGAAAACAAAAAAGGAAUGGCAAGACAAACUGUAAGAGUCUAUUGCGCUGGCUAGAUUAAGAGAGGCAAUUAGAGGUCACACUAGACAAGAGUUUCAAAAAGCCUGGGGGAAAUGCAGAGAAUACUUCACAAAACAGGGCCCUAAAAUACGUACCUGGACUGGUUUCGAUCAAUGUCUGCAGGAGAUUUUGUGGAUAUUUAAGUUAUAAUUAGAAAAACCUUAAUGAUCAUUCAUAAAGGAAACAGCUUAUAAGAAGUAAAUAAGGAGGCCAGAUAUAGGAUAAAGGAAGUCUUUUAUUUGGUUGGUUGUGUUGUUGUAUGUUAUGCUUGUUGUAUUUCUGUAUUGGGGGGGUGGAGGGUUUAUGUUACGUUGUAAAUAAAAUUUCUAAUAAAAAUUCAAAAAAUUAAAGAAAAGACAGCAAUAAGGACCGUGCUAAUCUUCUCUGUAUCGUUCCAGUUUUAGUAACAUGCUGCAUAUACAGAAACAAUGUACUGUAAUGAACUCACUUGCAGGAUUUGAUUAAGACACUUAACAAAUAGAAAAUAUAAAUAGGAGGGUAAAAUGUUAAGAACAUGUCAAUAAGGUAGGAUUUCAAUUUCAAUAUACAAGGUAUAGAAAAUUACAUGCAGAAGAAAUGAAUAAGUGAUAAACCAGAAAGGGAAGUUGGGGGAAGGGGAAUAGAAAUGUAAAAUGCAAUUUGUGUUUUUAUUUUGUUUUUAUUUAGUAUUGAUUAUUGUAAAUUUUGUUGGAAAACUUUUAAUAAAAAUAAUUUUGAAAAGAAAAGAAAAGGCAGCCUGAGGAGAGCCAGCAGGAUUUGGCCAAUGGCCCACCUUGGCCAGCAUCCUGUUCCCCCAGACACCCAUGAUGGGAAACCCCCAAGUGGGAUCCGAGUGCGAGAGCAACCCUCUCUCCUCCUGGGGUUUCCAUAGACGGGAUUCAAAGCGUUUCUGCCUGUGACUGGGGAGGGCAGAGAGGAGCCAUCCUGGCCAGGAGCCAUCGAGAGCCGCCUCCGCAAAUUUGUCCGCCCUUCUGCUGAAGCCACCUAGGCCUCCUGUGGCAGGGAGUUCCGCAGUUUAACAAUGUGCUCUGGCUUCUCCUCCCCCCUGCCUUGUUCUGAUCCCACUUCUGCCCCCUCCCUCUCUCUCUUGCCAAGUCAAGGCCUUCCCCGGCCGGCUCCUGCUGUGGGAUUCGGGAAGCCCCGACUUGUCGCUGCCGGGCAUCACCUCAGCCGAGUCGCAGCUGCCGUGGGUCACCCUCCAGAUCCAGAGAUCGGUAAGGGACGCCCCCCUCCCCAAUUGGCUGAAGGCUCUAUGGGUCCCCAUUUGCAGCAGCCAGCUCCUUGUGUGUCCCCCCCCCCCGGCCUUCGUGGUCAGCGGCUUUUAGGGAUUCUUCCCCUACCCUCUGCCCUCCCCACCAAGUCCUGGAUUAUUCAUUUGUUUCAUACAAUUCAUUUUUUUUCCCUUUUUAAGCCAUUCUGGGGGGCUUUCCCCUUUAGCUCAGAGGAAGAACAGAAUAGAAUAGAAUAGAAUUUAUUAUUUAUACCCCACCCAUUUGGCUGGGUUUCCCAACAAAGUAUUAAAAUACAGUAGUCUGUUAAACAUUAAAAGCUUCCCUAAACAGGGCUGCCUUCGGAUGUCUUCUAAAAAUCUGGUAGUUGUUUUUCUCUUUGACAUCUAACGGGAGGGAGUUCCACAGGGCGGGUGCCACUACCGAGAAGGCCCUCUGCCUGGUUCCCUGUAACUUCACUUCUCACAGUGAGGGAACCGCCAGAAGGCCCUUGGAGCUGGACCUCAGUGUCCGGGCAGAACGAUGGGGGUGGAGACGCUCCUUCAGGUAUACUGGGUUGAGGCCGUUUAGGGCUUUAAAGGUCAGCACCACCAGUUUGAAUUGUGCUCGGAAAUGUACUGGGAGCCAACGUAGGUCUUUCAAGACCGGUGUUAUGUGGUCUUGGCGGCCGCUCCCAGUCACCAGUCUGGCUGCCGCAUUCUGGAUUAGUUGUAGUUUCCGGGUCACCUUCAAAGGUAGCCCCACGUAGAGCACAUUGCAGUAGUCCAAGCGGGAGAUAACCAGAGCAUGCACCAGUCUGGUGAGACAGUCUGUGGGCAGGCAGGGUCUCAUCCUGCGUACCAGAUGGAGCUGAUAAACAGCUGCCCUGGACACAGAAUUAACCUGUGCCUCCAUGGUCAGCUGUGCUUCAGGGGCACAGUGGCCUUAUUCAGGACCAGGGAAUCCUCCACACCCGGCCGCCUCCUGUCCCCCAAAAACAGUACUUCUGUCUUGUCAGGAUUCAACCUCAAUCUGUUAGCCACCAUCCAUCCUCCAACCGCCUCCAGGCACUCACACAGGACCUUCACCGCUUUCACUGGUUCUGAUUUAAAGGAGAGGUAGAGCUGGGUAUCAUCCGCAUACUGAUGAACACCCAGCCCAAACCCCCUGAUGAUCUCUCCCGUGGCUGCAUGUAAAUGUUGAAAAGCAUGGGGGAGAGGACAGAACCCUGAGGCACCCCACAAGUGAGAGCCCAGGGGUCUGAACACUCAUCCCCCACCACCACUUUCUGAACAUGGCCCAGGAAGGAAGAGGGGGGAGCCAGUCCAUGGCAGUAGCCCCUUCGCUGAGAGCAGUGGUCUGGGACUUGGGGGGGGGGCAUGGUGGGAAUUCGGAGCUCCAUUGUGGCCUGCUUCUCUCCCCCCCCCCACUUCCAACUUUUUCUCUCCAGUUCCAACACAUCCUGGGGCACCUCGAUGGCUACCUGGGCUCUUCUGCCAGAGACCUGACGUAAGUGAGGGGCUGGGAGGGGGGGUUGCAUGUCGGGGGGGGGUCAGGGUGCUUGGGGUUGGGUUCCUGCCCCCCACCUCUAAAACGAGGUGUCCAUGUGCAUCCAUCUGCCUGCUUGCCACUGUGGGGGGUGAUCAUGGCAAGACUGAUAUCAUAGAAUGGUGGAGUUGGGGCCCCAAGAGGUCCUCUAGUCUAACCCGCUGCGAUGCAGGAAUUCACAAGGAAAGCAUCCCUGACAGGGUCAUCCAGCCUCUGCCUUAAAACCUCCAAGGAAGGCGAGUCCACCACCUGCACUAUCAAUUAAUCAUUUUAGUUUUUUAAAUUAUAUUUCUGCGCCAUUUUUCUUUCAGAUGAAUCCCAAAGCAGCUUACAAACAAUAAUUAGCAAUGACAGGGCGGAGCAUCACCGAUCCACAUGAAUCAUAUAGAAUAAUCAACAAAUCAGCCAGGGAAACACUUGCAAUCUAUAAUUCGCUGCUAACAAGGCAACGACUCAAAAAUAAGCUAAACGUCACACAGCCCUGUCAUGUGAUUAAUAAAUCAAUAUAACAUUUAUACUCCAUGAAACAGUAUUAAUGACAUUAAUGGAAUAGUGGCCAGGAGAUAAACUAAACACACUCCCUGCCCCACGGCUCAUAAUAUUCCACUUUUCAGCGCAUUAAAAUACCCAUAGCCAGGUGUCUGUGGCAGAGAGACCCCUGAAGGCUCCUGGGGCUGGAGGUGGGGCAGCGCAGGUGAAACCAACCCCCCCAUGGCAAACGGCGUCUCUCUCACCCCACAUGCGCCCCCUUGACCGCUGGGAUCUGCUCCAGGGGCCACAUCCUGCCCUUUCCCUGCAUUUCAUGUGGCAGCGCCUGCCCUUGGGAACUCCCUGCCUCUUGACCUCAACCGGUCGCCUUCCCUGUACUCUUUCUGGUGCCUGCUAUAAACAUCCUUCUAUUGACAGGCCCACUCGGAUGCCCAGAACGUUGAGGUGGCUUUAAUCUGUUUUAGUAUUCUAAUUUUCGUAUGUUUUAAAGUGUGGCUGCAAUUUUUUCGUUUUGAGUUUUGCUUUUCCCCCCUCUCCAGUCAAGCAGUGUAUAAAUUUUAUGAAAUAACUAAAGAAAUUAAGUUUUUUUGGGGGGGAAAUUAUUAGGCAUAUCAACAUAACAUUUUAUCCAAAAUACAUCAUCCUCAUUACCCCUCCCCCCUCCCCAAAAAGAAAAAACCCAUGAGACUCAGUUCCUCUCUUUGGUUUCUCAGCACGUUAUUCUCUGCAUGUUAUAAAAUUGUAAAAAUCCUUAAUUGAUCUAUCAAUAUGUUACUAAAGAAAUAAAUAAGACCGGGGAGCUGGCAGUCCCGGAUCAUUGCCUCCCUCUGCUUCCUCCGUAUCCACAAAGCACAUUUUCUGGGCGCCCACAGAGCUUUGUAAACCGGGCCACAGCCCUGUAAGGCAGGCUGGUUUGGAGGGCGGCUGUUCACCCCAGUGAAGGUAGGUGAUGGAGGGGGGAGGAAGGGAAUGGGGGGGUUGGGGCUGGGGCAGGCGGACGCCCCCCUGACCCCACCUCACCUGUCGCUCCCCAGGUGGCCCAGCUCCGAAGUGACCCUGUUCCACCAUUUCUCCGCACGGGCGCCAGUCACCAGCCGGCAGGUGGCGGAGGCCGUGGCCACCUUCCGGGCACAGUGCCACGAAAGCAGCCACAUGGGCCCCCCCGCAUGUGCUCUCCUGCGCAAGGCGGGCCCCUACCAGAGUGAGUGGAAGGGAGCGGGGGGGGGGUGUCCCGGGAAAAGGUCCGGGUCUGUCAGGGCAAGGGAGGCGGGGGGGGGGGCUGGCAGGCCUGGCGCUUGCGAAGGCAGGAGGGGUUUCCCCAGCCACUCUGGGCGGCUUCGAACAGAACACUAAAAGCAGAAUAAAACUUCAAACAUUAAAAAGCUUCCCUAAACAGGGCUGCCUUUAGAUGUCUUCUAAAAGUUGUUUUUCUCUUUGACAUCUGGUGGGAGGGCGUUUCACAGGGCGGGUGCCACCACCAAGAAGGCCCUCUGCCUGGUUCCCUGUAGCUUCACUUCUCGCAAGACCCUCGGCGCUGGACCUCAGUGUCUGGGCAGAAUGAUGGGGGUGGAGAUGUUCCUUCAGGUCUACUGGGCCUUUGAGGCCGUUUAGGGUUUUCAAGGUCAGCACCAACACUUUGACUUGUGCUCAGAAAUGUACUGGGAGCCAGUGUAGGUCUUUCACGUUAUGUGGUGUCUGCAGCCACUCAGUUCCCAGUCUAGCUGCCGCAGACUGUUGGGGGGGGGGUCCUCCCUGCGACUGGGCUGCCCUCCUUUAGAAAAGGACAUUGCAGAGUUGGAAAAGGAUUGCAGAAGAGCCUGACUUUGGGGACUUUUAGUUUGGGGAAAAGGGUAGUAAGAAACACGCCAUGAUCAGAGUUAUAACCUGUAAAAUUCAGAGAAAUAAUUCGUAACACGGAGAAAGCCAAGAGGGAGAAGCUUUUCUCCCUCCUAGUGCUAAAGUCUGGGGCAUCCUAUGAGUCAGAUAAAGGAAAGCGGAGUUGAACUGUGGGACUCCCUGCCUCAUGAGACGGGGAUGGCUUCAAAAGAGGAUAAGGGAAAUUCAUGGAGGAGGAGGAGGAGUUGGAGGGGAGAGCUGCUCUUGUGCUGGGAUCCUGCCUGCGGAUCUCCCCCCGGAGGCUGGUCUCGCUUGGCCCCUUUGGGCCGGAUCCUGCAGCCUCCGCUCAGCCCCGGCUGCCCUGCCUCUCUCUCUCCCUCCACAGGCCUGAGCCUCUGCCUCUUUGACGUCUGCGACUCCCUCUCCACCAGCUGCUCCUUCCAAGACGGCCUCCUCCGAUGCACCUGCCGGCCCGGCCACUUCCAGGCGCACCCAGCCGACCGCACCUGCGCAGGUGUGGCUCCCCUGGGGGGGGGGAGGGAGGGAGCCUGGGCCGGCCCUCCAAGGGGUUUCCAGGCUCCCAGCCAGAUGGGAGGGGCAGGGACCCAGCACCCCCCACCCUGAAACCCUGGGAGGCAGAGGAGACCCCCAGUCAGAGGUGGGGUGGGAGGGGAUCCUCCCUUAAGGACGUGUGAACUGGCCCCUUGGUCAUCACUGCCUGGAUGGGUGGGAAGGGGGGUCGUGGGGCAGAGCACCACUUGGGGGGCACGUCAAUUCCCUUUGUCUGGGAUUCUUCAGCUGAGACCUCUGCAUUGCAGGGGGUUGGGCUGGAUGACCCCUGGGGUCCCUCCUGCGAUUCAUGCUUGUUCUCUCUCUUCUCCCUCCUGCGCCCCAAAGAAUGCAGCAGUGGAUUUUGGCUGCAGAACGGCACCUGCACCAGGUGAGUUUCCCUGGGGGGGGGUCCCUGUGGCGACUUGCCAGGGGCGGGGGCACCUCCUUCCACCUCCCUCUGAAAGGGAGCCCCCCAGCAGGGCCUGAGCGCAGCGGCCCCCUCCCCAGACCCCCCUCACUUAUUGUGGCUGUUACUCCCCCCCCCCAUAAAAUAACAAGCCAGCAGCAAGCAGUGGCGUAGCAAGGUCAGCUGGGACCCGGUGCGGAAAAUUUAUUGUCACCCCCACCCCAAUUGAAAUUAUUAAAAGAAGGGAAAAUAAGAGACUUGGGCAGGUGUCCCAUUUUGAUGCCCUGGCUCCAUCCCAAGAGGUCUCUGGCCAUGUGCAGAAUUCCUCUGGGGUUCCGGCAGGGAAAAGUCCCUGCAGGCUGCAAAAGGCUCCCUUUGAGACGACCUUGGAGGUUUCUUGCAACAUUUUAUGACCGCUCUCUAUCUCCUCUGCUGAGGUGGCUCCUGGCUGGACCUGCCCUGGGGGGCAAACUCCAUCUCCCUGCCUUCUGCUCCUCCUGGCUUUUUCUUUUUUUGGGGGGGGGGUGGCUACCAGGGAGUGCCUUUUGCAGCUGCUUCCAUUUCUGACCUCCUCUCUUCUUCUUCUUCUUCCUCCCUCCCUGAACUGCCCCCUCCAGGACCAGGUGGGCUCCAGGGUCUGGGCAGAAGCUGCAGGGGCUUCUCCCACCUCAUUCUUCCCCUGAGCCAGCGGCUGAAGGGGACCUGGAGGCCGUAGGAUGAGACCCAAGGGGCCCCACCUGCUCCAGCCUCCUCUUCUCGUCCCUUUUCUUAAAAUACAUUUUUAUCGGGAUUUUUAACAUAUCAUUUCCAACAAUCAUAUAACAUAACUUCUUGUCUUAUACAAUAUUUUAGACUUCCAUCAACACCUCUGAUGAUUUUUCGUUCUUUAUCACUUAUUCUGCAUUUCUUAAUUUCUCUAUUACUCCUAAUUAUCAUUAACUAAUAACUCUCCUGAUCGUCUUUCUUGCAAUCUUUCAAAUAGUCCUCCUUACAAAACUUCUUGCAGUCUCUAGCCUCCUCUUCUCACGGGGGCCACCCAGAUGCCCCCAAGGGAAACCCACAAGCUCAUGGCUACCCAUCACCCUCUCACAGCAUUGUCCAGGUGGGAGGGACCCCCAAAGGCCAUCUAGUCCAACCCCCUGCAAUGCAGGAAUCUCACCUAGAUCACGCAUGACAGGCGGCCAUCCAACCUCCUUCAUGAAUUUGUCUCCUCCUCUUUUCAAGCCAUCCAGGUUGGUCGCUGUCACUUUCUCCCGCGGCAGAGUUCCACAGGUUAACUGUAUUGCAUGAAGGACUUUAUUUUAUCCAUUUGAACCCCAGGUUCCCCUGUAAUGAGAGAGACUCCUCUCUCUGCCUUCUCCAUGCCAUUCCUCAUUUUGUAAACUUCUUUAUUUUUAUUUUUUUUAAAUGCUUUUUAUUGAGUUUUCUUUAACACAAACAAAACAAAAUAAAUGCACUGAAGUUCUACAAUCCUAUGUACACUUAUUUUCCCAACGCUCCGUCGAGCACAGACUUCCCUCCCUCCCUUCAACAAGUUUUCAUAGUAAUCUUUCAUUUUUCGCAGGUUCUCCAUAACAUCCUAUUCACAUCAUAAGAUUUAUUUUAAUCCUACUACAGUUUUUAACCUUCUACAAUUAUUACGUAUAUACUCCACAAAUUUACUCCACUCACUUCUGAACUUAGUUUCCUCUUGGUUACGGAUCCUGCGGGUCAGUUUGCUAAUUCCACAUAUUCAACCAUUUUUGUCUGCCACUCCACUAAUGUUGGUACUUCCUGAGUUUUCUAUUUUGGGGCUACUAAGACUCUGGCGGCAGUCGUAGCACACAUGAAUAAUCUCUGGUCUGCAUUUCUUAUUUCAGCUCCUAUCAACCCCGGCAAAAAAGCUUCUGGGUUUUUUGGGGAAUGUAUAUCUGAACAAUUUUUUCAAUUCGUCUUAAAUCAUAUCCCAAUUGUUUUUUUCAUUUUCUCACAUGUCCACCCCAUGUGAAAAAAAUCUCCAUCCUUCGCUUUACAUUUCCAACAUAUAAACUUCUUUCGAUGAGAUUUCUGCCCUGCAAGGGGGGGGCUCCCUUCCAACUCCCCCAUUCUAUGACCCUACCUGCCUUAACCUUCCAUCCCCUUUUCUCUCCCAGGUGUCCAUUUGGGUUCGGUGGUGCCGGCUGCCAGGAGCGUAAGUGCCCUCCCUGCCCCCUGCCCUCAUGGGGCAAGUUGGUGCCCAUUUCCCCCCACCUCCUUAAUCCCCCCUGGGCAAAGGGGCAUGAGGGGGGGCCCUGCAGUGGCUGGAUCAGGCCAGAGGGACCCCCCUUGGCCAGCGUCCUGUCCUCCCCAUGGCCAACCAGUGGCUCCUCUCUGGGGAGCAUAAGAGCCCUUCGGGGGGGGGGGGCCUUGGGCUCACCUGGUUCCCCUUUGGGGCUGACUCCUCUCUGCCCCCCCCCCAGCCUUCCUGCUGGCCUUGGUGGUCGUCUCUGGCCUCGCUGGUCUCCUCCUGCUGCUGCUCAUCGCUGGGUCUCUUUCCAGGUAAGGGGGGUGUGCGUCUCCCCAGGAAAAAUCCCGCUCUCUGGCUACAGACCAGUUUGCCUCUUGCUCUCCCUGGAAGCCGCAGGAGGGGAGACAGCUGGUUCUGAGUGCGAAUCCUGAUAGAGGGUUUCCCCUAAUGGGCAUCUGGUUGGCCCUUGUGAGAAGAGGAGGCUGGACCUGAUGGGCUUGAUCCUGAAGCCAGGCUUGUCUUAUGCUCUUUUUUUAAAAAAUAAAAUUUUAUUAGUUUUACAUGAAGGUUAUGCACCAUAACCUUUCACACAUUAAAAAGGGGUUCUUUCGAACCUUGAAACCUCCUUCCUUCCCUCCCUGGGUUCCAAUUCUAAAUUUUAUUCCUGCAUCUUUUGCUGAGUGCAAUCUGUCUGUUAUAUAAUCACAGUAUCCAAAAUCCUUGUUACGUUACAAGUGUCACUGUAUUCCUGCCAAUGGUUUCAACUGUUUACAGUGGUCUCUCAAAUAUGUUAGAAAGUUAUUCCAGUCUUUUAAGAAUACUUGGUCUUCCUGGGUUCUGAUCUCUCCCUUCAGUCUCGCCAUUCCUGCAUAUUCCAUCUUCUCUGCUCGGUCUUUCUCCUUCUUUCCAUCUCUGUGCUAAGAGCAUCCUUGCUGCUGUCACUGCAUACAUAAGCAGUCUUUUAUUUUCUUUUGGUAGUUCCGCACCUAUAAUGCCUAACAAAAAAGCCUCUGGUUUGGGGACAAAAAUCAUCUUAAACAUUUUUUUCCAACUCGUUAUAUAUCAUUUUCCAGAAAGCUUUUACCACCCCAUCGUCUUGUGCUCUUAACUCUCCUCGUCGCUCUGAUUCCUUCAUUGCAUGUUCUUUCUCCUCGUGCAGAAGAACACAACUGGCCUCCUUGCCUUGGGGAGGGGGGGGCUUUUGGGGGGACAUUGCUGGCCCCUACCCUUGGCCCAUGAGGGGAGACUCAACACAGCAUCAGGGUGCCCGCCUGGAAACCAAUGCCCCCCCCCCCCGUGGAAAGAUGUGUGGAUCCAGAAUUGGCCUCCACAGUCACUUACGAACUCAUUGUUCAAACCAUGUUGAUAGAUAGAUAAUUUAUUAUGGUCAUAUUACUGCUGAUAAAACACACCUGGGGGUACAAUCCCAGAAGGAAAACAAACAUUUAAAAUGAUGUACAACAAUAAAUUUAAAAUUUAUAAAUGCAAUAAGCGUAUAGACACUUAAAACUUUAAGAUAAGCUACCGCAGAGAGAUGACCCAGAGUCACCCAUGGAACCGAGUUUGGGGAUUUUCUUAACGAACUAGUUUGGGUCGGGGGGUGGUCUGUGCCUACAGAUCUGUACACAGAAUCUGGCGACCAUCCGGGUCGUCUUCUGAUCUUUGCCUAACAGGAAAAGGUCAAUUUUUUGCUUUUCCGGGAGGUCAGCGAGCCUCACCAGCAGGAGAUCAAUGGUUUCACUACGUGCCUCUUCCUAAAAAGGACAUCUAAAGAACGAGUGCUCUGGGCUUCCUAUCUCCCCCAAUGAACAGGCGCAAAGUCUCUGAGCAUGUGGGACUUUUUUAAAGGCUCCUUCCAGGACCGGCGAGGGCAGAACUUCUGACAAGUGUAAAAGCCCUUCUUGCAUUUUUGGAUAAGAGAAAGAAGAGCUAUGCUGCCGGUGUGGCUAUAUAUCUCUCGAUUUCUCCAAUUUUAUAGAACCAUCUUACUCGGCUACGAGGGAUCGCCAAAGAAAGAAAAAGAAGCAAAGUGUCUCUUUUGGGGGGGGUGGAAAGAAAGACCCCCUUCUUCCCUAGCAAGCAAUUGGGGGAGGCUGAGCUGGCCAGGAGCCUUACUCUGGAGGACAUGGGGCUCCUCUUCCUCUUCCUCUUCCUCCUCCUUGGACCUCUCCUCCCUCCCCUGGGCUGCCCUCCCUCCCUCUCUCUUUCUCCCCUCCCCACAGAAGCACCCGGCCCCCCAAGGAGGACCUCAAGGAGACCCCUGAGGCCCCGCAGCUUCCCCUGCACGCCUCCUCCACCUUGAGCCUGCCCCGCGUGAGGCCUCCGUGGACCCUGGAGGAGGCCGAGCUGAGGAGAGGGGACCGCCUGUCCCUCUGGGGCCCGGUGAGCAUUGGCUGGGGGGGUCGGGGGGGGUCUGUCUUCUGUAACUCAGCCAAGGGGCACCUGGCGGUCUUCCCUGCCUUGGUUUUCACAAGAAGGGCAAAGAAGGGGGCAAGGCAGGAACACUCCCCUCCCCACAUGCCCACCCCUGUGCCCGAGAGGGGCAGGGUGCCCACUGCUAAGGGGGGGGGGUGAGCACUGGAGAAGCUGGUCAAGCAAGGAUGGGGCAGCCAGGAGCCAGUCCAAGACCCCCUCCCUUCAUUUUGAAGGGAGCACAAUUCAAAGUGUUGGUGCUGACCUUGAAAGCCCUCAACGACCUCAAGGGCCCAGUAGAUCUGAAGGAGCAUCUCCAUCCCGGACACCGGGGUCCAUCUCCCAAAGGCCUUCUGGCGGGUCCCUCCCUGCAAAAAGUGAGGUUACAGGAAAUCAGGCUGAGGGCCUUCUCGGUGGUGGCACCCACCCUGUGGAACACCCCCCCCCCCAUCAGAUGUCAAGGAAAUAAACUACCAAACUUUUAGAAGACAUCUGAAGGCUGCCCUGUUUAGGGAGGCUUUUAAUGUUUGAUGUUUUAUUCUGUUCUUAAUGUUCUGUAGGGAGACACCCAGAGUGACUGGGAAACCCAGCCAGAUGGAUGGGGUAUUAAUAAUAAUAAUAAUAAUAAUAAUAAUAAUAAUAGUAGUACUUAUACUCCACCCAUCCAGUUAUACUUAUACUCCCUCCACCAAUACUUAUACUUAUCACCCAGUCCAAGCGGGAGAUAACCAGAGCAUGCACCACUCUGGCGAGACAGUCUUCCAGCAACUCCUGCAGCCCAGCUGGUGCCAAACGCCUUGCUCUGCUUUCCUUGGGACCCCUUCAGCCUGGCAAGAGGGGGGCCUUGCAACCUGGGCAGGCCAGGACCCCCAGGCCCCCUGCCCAGGCUUGCAUCCCAGAGAGUUCACUCUGGGGCUGCUCAUGCCGCUGUUCCACCCCCAGAGGUACACUCCAUUGUCCCUUGAGACAGAGGGAUGCUGCCCACAUCCCUGCCUGUGGGCCAUGUUGCAGGUUGGCGGCGAAGGAAGUCAAGUUCCCCUGGAGGGUCCAAAAUGUGUCCCCCCUCCACACACACCCAAAUCCUUAGUUUAGUCCAGAGGUCAGCCUGUCCCUCUGGCAGCGCAGGUGGGAUCCUUGACAGGAGAUGUGGGGCGCUGCCUGUCCCGCCCCCUGAGCCCCAUUCCUCUUGUGCCUUGCAGGACGUGGGGCAGCGCCCGGCAAAUGCCCCCCGGCUGAAGACGUUCCUGGGGUCCUCGAGCUCCCUGCCCUCCCCCCCACAGCCGCUGGGCGGCUGCCACAACCUCGUCUUUGUCAGCGACGCCGCCGAGGAGAAGGACAGGAGGAGCUAUUUCUGA
Podarcis lilfordi (Lilford's wall lizard) is the source of this 15935-nucleotide messenger RNA. Lineage: Eukaryota; Metazoa; Chordata; Lepidosauria; Squamata; Lacertidae. The record is from the annotation of a GenBank genome assembly.